This is a messenger RNA of Syzygium oleosum, 2602 nucleotides long. RefSeq names its product probable serine/threonine-protein kinase At1g01540. Gene Ontology annotation, cellular component: plasma membrane. Gene Ontology annotation, molecular function: ATP binding; protein kinase activity. The transcript is spliced from 9 exons. The record is from RefSeq and is a predicted model, not a curated record. Gene Ontology annotation, biological process: protein phosphorylation. Bases 776 to 2296 code for a protein of 506 amino acids. NCBI's taxonomy places the organism in Eukaryota, Viridiplantae, Streptophyta, Magnoliopsida, Myrtales, Myrtaceae.
GCCAAUAGUUAUUCUACUAAGGAAAAUGUUCAUAAAGAUUAUGUCGGUGUUCAGUAAACUUAUGCUAAUGCAUUGGAUGCCUGGGCAACUCGAUGACCCGAUUUAUGUGUUUCAAAUACAAGUCGACUCCCUUGCUAGCAUUUUAAUGUCCUUCGUGUGGCAAGAAAGUGAAGUCUGCCGCAGUAAGUUGUUGGUUCCUAUUUUCGGCCAAGUGAUCUGACUUGCUGGUACCGCUCCUUGGAUAAUCAGUGUGAUCAUACUUGUCCAUUGCGAUCUCAUUUUUACAAGCCUCAAUAUGGGCACGAAUAAGUUCAUAACCACCAUAAUACGUAGCUACUUGACGCAGUUAGCGAAAUUCAAGUAAGAAAUGCGGGCCGAGAGUAGUAAAGCGAAGAGACUUCUUUUCACAGGAAGUUGAAAAGCCAAGAAGUUGAAAGGCUACCAUGAAAUAUUUUGUGGAGUCUUCUUCUUGUCCCUAUUCCCACUGCCUCGAAGCAGAACGGACAAAGCACCCAUCUUUUUGUCUUUGCCAACGCGAAGGUUGCCAAGGCUCCCUCAUUUCUGUCAUAUUGAGAAUGUGUCAUCGUUCUUGAAAUUAACAGAGCAAGAAUUCUUGGUCCAUAUCGAAGUGGAGAAAACCUUGGUUCUCACUCUCUCUUAGUUUCUAUUAGGCGAGUUAAACUAUGAAUUUCCCUUCUCAAAUUACACGAAUUCCCCAUCCUAAGCCGACGACGAGUGUGUGUCCAGAGGAACAGAGAAGAUCGAUUCCAACAAGAUGGGUUUGGAAGCCGACGAUUCUUCGUCUCCUGGGGAAACGGUGAUGGUGGUGAUGGACGCCAACAGGAGCAGAGGGAACGUCCAUGCUAUUGAAUGGGCUCUCAGGCACGUCGCCCGACGAGGGCACACUGUUCUUGUUCUUGGCCUCCUCUGCGAGAUUGGCAAGCGAGCUUCCUGCUUUCCUUUUCACAUGGGGGAAAAACUAGAGCGCUUAGGAGAAGGGGAAGUGGAUCCCACGGAGCUUGAGGAAGAGAUUGCCAGAAAGAGGGAUGAAUACAAGAGUUGUCUCCAGCCAUUUUAUCGGCACUGCAAGAAAAAUGAGGUGAAAUUGGAAAGUAAAAUUGCUGCUGGAUUAUGUCCAAGAAAAGUAACAGUUGACGAAGCACAGAGCUGUAAUACUUGUUGGAUCAUCUUAGACAGCCAUCUCAAGAAAGACAAAACCUACAUAUAUGCGCAUGUGUGCUGCAAUCUUGCGCUAGUCAAGGGCAAAGAUGUGGUGACUUUAAUGCCAUCGAAAGUAAUCCUGCAGAAAAGUUCUUUGAAGCAUAGACGGGUUGAUGAUGCACUUCUCUCCAAUGAACCUAUUACAGAUGACCAGGAAGAGAAGUCCAUAACACCUCCACCUAAGACCUGCUGUUGGUACCCACUCGCAUGGAGAACUGGCUUUCCUCGAUAUUUUACUCAGAGUGAGCUUGAAGUGAUAACCAGUGGUUUUUCCGAGGAGAAUAUUGUGCAAACGCAAGAUAAUGUAAAAGUGUAUCAAGGACAAUUUCAGGAAACACCUGUCCUGGUAAAUUGUUUCUCGCAAAAUGAUGAGCGUUUUUGGUCGAUGCUGAGGAUCCUUUCCCGUGUACGCCACCGGAAUAUCUUGAAUAUUGUUGGGUACUGCUUCACGGGUUCUUCCAUGUUCUUGCUCUUCGACUUCCCCUUUAUGGGUACUUUAGAAAUCAACUUGCAAAAUGACGAUUUGGCCGAAAAAAUACUAUGGAAAGCAAGAUGGUACAUAGCGGUGGAAAUAGGUGCAUGUUUACGCUAUCUUCACGAGCAAUGUGUUGAUGGACUGAUCGUGCAUCUCUCUGUCUGUUCCAGUAAUGUCAUCUAUCCUCUUGGUGGCUCUGCAAUGCUUGCAAACUUCAUGACUGCCAAGUGCCUCAAGGACGGUUCUCCCGGAGAUAAUCAAUCAUUGACUCACUGCCUGAACUUGCAAGAAGAUGAUGGCAUUGCUAUCGAUGUGCAUGACUAUGGGAUUUUCCUGUUGGAGCUCAUAACAGGAAGGAGUGCCCGAUGUUCUCUGGACCCCGACAAGGAGGAUCUCAUUGACUGGGCUUUACCGGCAAUAGAAAAAGGUUCUCUGAGUGAAGUCAGAGAUCCGAGACUGACAGAUACUACUGAUGAUAGAUUAAUCCACCAUAUGGCUCAAGCUGCUUUGCUCUGCCUGCAAGAUUUAAAUCGCAGAAUCUCCAUGAGUGAGGUUUUAGCCGUGGUUCGAGGUCAUGAGAUUGCAAGACCCGGUUGUUAGGAUUUCUCGGAAGAAGUCUACAUGUGUCUCUGUGUCAACAAAUUCUCGUGAGUGUAACUACGAUCAAUGACUGGUCCUAUUUAGAAGAUAAACAGGAACCCUAUUGGGGGCAGGAUUGAUUUGGAUGAACCUUUGCUCCAAAUCAAGAAAAACAAAUUGCUCUUGUCAUGUAAUAACAAAGAUGAGAAUCACCACUUCUUUCUUUCCCUUUGCUCUCAUCUCCAGGGCAUUCUUGCAAUUCUUAUGGAACUUGUAUGCUAUUCAACGAUCCUGGCUCAUCAAAUCAAACGCUAAAGCUUACCUUUU